Molecule: messenger RNA, 975 nt
Organism: Carlito syrichta (Philippine tarsier)
Lineage: Eukaryota; Metazoa; Chordata; Mammalia; Primates; Tarsiidae
Gene: TSPAN32
Product: tetraspanin 32
Exons: 10
Coding region: 1-975 (324 amino acids)
Cellular component (GO): membrane
Source: RefSeq, a predicted model, not a curated record
AUGGGGCCUUGGAGUCGAGUCAGGGCGGCCAAAUGUCAGAUGCUGGUCACUGGCUUCUUUGUCUUGCUGCUGGGCCUCUGCGUGGCCACCGUGUCGGGGCUCACCUACUUUGGGGCCCACUUUGCCGUCAUCAGCCGCGCGUCCCUGGAGAGGAACCCCUACGAGGCCAUGCACCGUGGGGCCUUCCUCGUGGGGGUCAGCCUGGGAGGGCUCCUGGCCCUGGGGGCCGUGCUGAGCGCCGCAGCCGCGGUGAGGGAAGCCCAGGGCCUCAUGGCCGGGGCCUUCCUGUGCUUUGCGCUGGCCUUCUGUGCCCUGGUGCAGGUGCUCUUCUGGAAAUUCCACAACCCCACCCAGGUGGAGGACGCCAUGCUGGACACCUAUGACCUGGUGUACGACCAGGCGGUGAGGACCGCCUCCCACGUCCGUCGGCAGGAGCUGGCGGCCAUCCAGGACAUGUUUCUGUGCUGUGGGAAGAGCUCUCCCUUCAGCCGCCUGGGGGGUGCGGAAGCUGGCCUAUGUCAAGGAGAAGACGCCAAGAGAGAGGACUGCCUGCAGGGCCUCCCAAGCUACCUACGGACACAGCAGCACGUGGCGUCCACCCUGACCAGCGUCGGCCUGGCUCUCACGGCAUACGCCCUGCUUCUCAGUGCCUUCCUCUGGCUCGCCAUCCGUUCUGGCCGCAGCUUGGACCGCAGAGGCAAAUACGCGCUGGCCCCCCGAGCACAUGGCUUCCAGUCCCCGGAGCCCAGGCUCCUCAGACACCCCCAGGGCGGACUCACAUGCCACCCUCCCUCUGAAGCCGAUGCUGCUGGUGACCAUCAGGGUCCAAGAGGACACUCGGGCAGCCCUUGGCGGCGCCAGGACCGCUACGCUCUACCUCAGCCCCUGUUCUGCCCAAUGGCGUGUGGGCCUUUCGCACUGGCCAGUGUCUCCGCCUGUUCCACCUUCUUCCAGCUGGAGAAGCUCUCUGAUUAG